UAUGGACAGAGAGCAGUGGGCACUGCGGCGUGAAUGUAGCAACUGGACUUCUCUUCUCCGUGGUUACUAAGACCAAACAAGGAUAACAGCCAGAGCACUAUCCUGUCCACCGAGGUAGUGGGUGGAUGCAGCUUUCAUCACACUGCUAUAGGGGAAAGCAGAGACUGUAAAGAAGCUGCGGAGAUACAUCUAGUUUAUCCAUAUUGUGGUGAUCGUCAGAAAAUGGACUGUUACCUCCAAGUACACUUUUGUUGGAUUGCUAUCUCUUAUUAAACACUGUUUGCAGGAACUUGCAUGGUAAAGACUUCUUUGCAUGGACUUUGCUGCCUGUGUUUAGUGGACUUGCAGGAUUUCUGUGGAGUGUGUGUCUCAAUGAUGCUGCUGUAUCUUAUUCUGCUGGGCACGGCUCACACAGCCUCAAGCAUCUACCCAAGGAUACGGCUUUCCCACAAAGAGCUUUGGCAGUUGAACAGGACCUGGGUGUUCCAGGGACAUGGAGCGUCUCUUCAGCCCCAGACCAUGCUGCUGGAUGAGGGCCAUGAGAGACUUUAUGUUGGGGCCAAGAAUACUCUCUUCUCCCUUAGCCUGGACCGAGUUAACACACACCACAGAGAGAUCCAGUGGGCCAGUACAGAACCUCAGAUUGAGGAGUGUCUGCUGAAGGGGAGGGAAAAGUCGGAGUGUGCUAACUACAUCAAGGUUCUGCAACAGUACAACCAGACCCAUUUGCUGGUCUGUGGAACAGGAGCCUUUAACCCCACUUGUGUCCUGAUCAGAGUGGGACAAACAGGGCAGGGCAGGCUGUUUGCUCUUGAAGAAGACAGUAUCAUGAGUGGAAGAGGACGCUGCCCGUACGACCCCAAUAGUCCCUGUACGUCUACUCUCUCCAGAGGAGAGCUGUAUAUUGGCCUGUAUACUGACUACUGGGAGAAUGAUGGUGCUUUCUGUCGACUUAACAACCAGACCUACACCCGCACUGAAAGAGACGACAGACAGCAACUCAAUGAACCUAAAUUUGUGGGGUCAGCAGUUAUUCCUGACAACGAUGACAGGGAUGAUGAUAAAGUUUACUUGUUCUUCACUGAGCGAGAGAUGGAUGCUGAGGGAAUGAACAAGGCGGUGUAUACUCGAGUUGGGCGAGUCUGUGCGAAUGACCAGGGAGGACAGAGAAUGCUGGUGAAUCGCUGGAGCUCCUUCCUGAAAACUCGUCUUAUCUGCUCUGUGGCUGGACCGAAUGGCAUUGAUACACACUUUGAUGAACUUGAGGAUGUGUUUGUGCUCAAGAACAAGGAUGGGAAAAACCCAGAAAUCUUUGGCCUCUUUAGUACAACAAGUGCGGUGUUUAAAGGCUAUGCGGUGUGUGUCUAUCACAUGGAUGAUAUAAGAGCAGCCUUUAAUGGUCCAUUUGCUUACCGAGAGAGACCUGAGCAUCACUGGACACCUUAUGAGGACAGAGUGCCGUACCCUCGACCUGGAUCUUGUGCCAGUAAAGUGAACGGCGGUGGCUUCGCCAGCUCUAAGGAGUUUCCUGAUGAGGUUUUGCGGUUUGUGCGUUCUCAUCCUGUGAUGUAUCGUCCAGUCCUUCCCCAGCAUCGAAGACCUGUGCUGCUGCAGACAGAGCCAGGCAGAAGAAAGCUGACCCAGAUCGCUGUGGACAGAGUCCAAGCCCAGGAUGGACACUACCAUGUUCUCUACAUCGGCACUGACGACUCAGUGGUGUUGAAAGUUAUCACCAUCUACAACAAAGAGACAGACUCUAUGGAGGAGGUGCUGCUGGAAGAGCUGCAAGUAUUCAAGGUGCCAGCACCAAUAAGAGAGAUCAUAAUAUCACCUAAAAGGCAACAGCUGUAUGUGGGGUCAGAGGUGGGUGUGGCCCAGGUCAGACUGCAUCAGUGUGACCUCUAUGGCUCAGAAUGUGCUGAUUGUUGUCUGGCCAGAGACCCGUACUGUGCCUGGGAUGGUAUCACCUGCUCCAGAUAUUACCCUGCUGGAGCCUACACCAAAAGCAGACGAUUCAGGCGGCAGGAUGUUCGCCAUGGCAACGCCGUCCAGCUGUGCAAUGGGCUGCAAAUUGAUGAUGAGCAACGGCCUAGAUCUGAGGAGAGGCUUGUGUACGGUGUGGAGAGCAACAGCACAUUAUUGGAGUGUGUCCCUAGAUCACUUCAAGCUAAGGUCCUCUGGCUCUUACAGAAAGAUGGAGAGAAACACGAGGUUCGAGGUGAUGAGCGGGUUAUCAUGACCCCCCACGGGCUGCUGUUUUUACGAGUGAGAAGCUCCGAUGCUGGUGUGUACGUGUGCCAGACUGUGGAACAUGGAUAUGUGCAUACAUUAUUACAUAUCUCUCUACAAGUGCUCAGAGGGGAGAGAGUGGAGUCAGCGAUCCACAGGGCUAAUGAUGCGGACAGAGAGAAAGCUGCAGCUCCAUGUCACAUCUCCAUGGACCCCCCACCAGGCCCCAGCAUCAGCCCCAGGGCUCUGGUGCCAUCCUCAGUCCCAGGCCCCCACUCCAAGCUGUGGUACAAAGAGUUUCUCCAUCUGAUUGGCUACGGAGAUGCCCAGAGAGUAGAGGAGUACUGUGAGAGAGUCUGGUGCGCCGAUAAAAAACGUAAAAAGACAAAAAGAAGGUAUGUCCCUUCGGGUGGCGAGAAAAGAGGGAAAGGGAGAGGAGAGGAGAACUCCCACCGAGUGCCCAGGCAAACAUUAGACACCUGAGGAGAACAGAGAUUGACUGCACACACACACACUCACACACACACACACACACACACACACACACACACACACACACACACACACACACACACACACACACACACACACACACACGUACAGACACAUGCACAGUCUAAAGGUCAGACUCACUCAGUGUUUGCAUCAUGUAAAAUGUUUCAACUUUGCUUUCAACAUAAGCAGUAACAGAAAAACAACAGUAGCAGGCCGUCUAGUUAUUGUAGCUACAUUACACAUCACUCUGUAGUUUGACUGUGAUAUUUCCAUUUAAAAGCAACAUUUUGCCCUUUUUGUGUGUGGUACUGAUUAUGUGGUGCAGACCCUGGGUAAAUACUAUAAACGUCAGCGUCAGAGCAAUGCAGAGGCCCUGGGAGGAGAUGGACGACUGUGUGUUGCCUCUGAUCUGAAGAAGCAGAAUAUGAUAUUUAAACUCCUGUGGACUGACCCAGCCCAACCCAGCUGUCCAUCCAAACACAUACAGAGACUGCUACACUAAACCUGUGCCUCACCUCUCAUGCAAUGGCUCUAUAUGACAAACUCUUACUGUAUCUAUUAUGAGAGAAAACUAUGUUAAAGGUAAUGGCCUUCUAAUCUUUUUUUGGUACUAUUUUAACUUAUUUUCGUGGUCUCUACUUUGAGUUCUGUAUUUGUUUUUUAGAUGUCAUAAACUGGAAAAUAUAGUGUUGUUGUUUUUGUACAGUGAAAAAUGCCUUGAGCUUUAUGAUACUGCUAAUUUGAUUAUAAUGUGGUCACAGCUUUGGUGUGUGUGGUUAUAAUGGCCACAAUGCAUACAUUAAUAUGUUGCAAUGCCACUAUUAUGGAUAUUUGAGGCAUGUUUUAAUUAUAAUUAUGCCCUCAAUGGAAAUGAUCAUUAUUUAAGCACUUGUGAAAAACUGUUAAUGUAGAUUAAAAGUGGUCCGAUCAGUAUAUAAUAUUGUUAUUGUAAGUGUCUACAUUUACAUUUACACAAUGGGAUCAAAUGUACCAACAGUAUUGUGUGUAUUGUAUAUUGUAUUUAUCUAAAAUUCAGGGUGGUCUUUGUGUGCACAUCUGGUAACUAUAUUCUAUAUGUAUUCAGAAAGUCACCGUUCUCUGCUGGCUGCUCCCGACUCUUUCUCUUUUUCUCUCUCUUUUACUCCUUCUCCCUAUUUCUGUCUAUUACACCCUCCUCCCCCUUCAUCACGUGCACCUCACCCCUCACCCCUCCUUUUGGUUGUCUCUAACAAUGUUGCAGAUGGGAUUCAUAAAUACCCCAGCAAUGUAGAACACAACAUUUCCCUCAGAAGAAAAAAAGACCAAAAAAUGUUAGGGUGACCAUCCAAGCAUGCUUUUCUUAAAACUGAUCAGCGUCAUGGAUAUUCAGUUAAUCCUGAGAAAUAUCAAACAAUCAAAUGUUUAAAGUAGUACAAUAGUAAAUGUGGUGGUUGUGCUAACAAUACAGUCUGGAGGAUCAGCACUUUUUCUAUGCCGUGCCUUAUUUAUCCCCUAAUUGUGUCACUUUAGAGUGUUGUCCUUGUUGUAUUCCACAUAUUCAUAAUGGGAUAAAAGCAAAUGUUGAAUAUUUUUUCAAUUUAGAGUUUCGACUUAGAUUAAACAUGUUGUGUCUGCUAUACCCCUUAUAAAUACCGGACAUAAAAAAAAAAUGAACCAUCCUUUCCUGGUGUCACCACAGUGGUUUAGCCAUCAAUAAUGACAUAGUAUACUCAGUAUACUCAGUCCACACACACACACACACACACACACACACACACACACACACACACACACACACACACACACACACACACACACACACACACACACACACACA
Cottoperca gobio is the source of this 4540-nucleotide messenger RNA. It is a transcript of the gene sema3e, whose product is annotated as sema domain, immunoglobulin domain (Ig), short basic domain, secreted, (semaphorin) 3E. Gene Ontology annotation, biological process: neural crest cell migration; positive regulation of cell migration; semaphorin-plexin signaling pathway. Lineage: Eukaryota; Metazoa; Chordata; Actinopteri; Perciformes; Bovichtidae. Gene Ontology annotation, molecular function: semaphorin receptor binding; chemorepellent activity. The record is from RefSeq and is a predicted model, not a curated record. Bases 295 to 2712 code for a protein of 805 amino acids. The transcript is spliced from 17 exons. Gene Ontology annotation, cellular component: plasma membrane.